Molecule: messenger RNA, 3191 nt
Organism: Vanessa tameamea
Lineage: Eukaryota; Metazoa; Arthropoda; Insecta; Lepidoptera; Nymphalidae
Product: solute carrier family 12 member 9
Exons: 21
Coding region: 327-3164 (945 amino acids)
Biological process (GO): cell volume homeostasis; chloride transmembrane transport; chloride ion homeostasis
Cellular component (GO): membrane
Molecular function (GO): potassium:chloride symporter activity
Source: RefSeq, a predicted model, not a curated record
UUAUUUAUUAGAGUUUUCUAAACAUAUAUGAACUUGUUUUAGUAAUCGCAGUCAUAAUCAUAGCUGCGUAGGUUUUUUUAAAUCCUAAUUUAGGAAUUAGGCUGUGAUGAGGUCAUACUUGUGUUUUGUUCUACAUUUCUGUAUAUCCUAUUUAUAUAGCACUAGUUGCUAUGUAAUGAUGCUGUUAGUUGUUUUACCAUAAUUGGAUUGUAUUGUUUUUUCUAAGAAUAACAUUCUAGAUAGUGAUUAAAUAAAAAUAGCUUGCUCCAGCAGUCAUAGAUUUUUAUUAUGUUAAAAUACAUAAAGUAUAUCUGUUAAUAAAAUUUAUGAGUAUGGAAGAUAUUCAUCUCAGGACGAAACCUCUGGCGAUGGCGGAUACAUUAGACCCACUCUCACCAAGUUUGAAUGAUUCACCAAAUUCAUCGGGAUUGAUGCAUAAGUUAAGACUGAGAUUGACCAGAACAACACCUCCUCGAUCUCCAUCCGGAGAUGGAUAUGUUGAAUUUGGCGAAUUCCGGUCGGAGCGACCCGGUGUUAAGAAGGUGGGGACUUUCGCCGGUGUCUUCUGCCCCGUGGUGCUAUCAAUGUUCAGUGCUCUUGUUUUUAUACGAAUGGGUUACCUAGUCGGAAAUGCAGGACUUCUAGUGACCUUAGGACAAUUUGGACUCGCAUAUUUAAUAGUAGGGUUCACUGUUAUGUCAAUAUGUGCUAUUUCUACUAAUGGAGCUGUUGAAGGAGGGGGAGUGUACUUCAUGAUUAGUAGGACAUUAGGUCCAGAAUUCGGCGGAGCGAUCGGGACAUUGUUCUUCCUGGCUAAUGUCGUCUCGAGUGCUCUCUGCAUUUCCGCUUGUACUGAAGCUCUUGUAGAGAAUUUUGGACCCAAUGGGUACCUGGUGGGCGCCGGCGGCGGGCUGCCCAACGGCUACUGGUACCGCUUCCUGUACCGCUCGGCGCUCAACGCGGCGGGGCUGGGCGUGUCGCUGGCGGGCGCCUCGCUGUUCGCGCGCACCAGCCUCGCCAUCUGGGUGUCCACCGUCGUCUGCCUCUUCAGCGCGCUGCUCAGCUUCUUCGUCACGGCGCCCGGACAGAUAGAGAAGCCCGACACGAACACGAUCGUGAACGCGACGAACUUCACGUACAGCGGGCUGAGCGCGGCCACGCUGCGCGGCAACCUGUACGAGCGGUACGCGCGCGACUACUCGGCGGCGGGCGAGCCGGCCGACUUCGCGGCCGUGUUCGGCGUGCUGUUCACGGGCGUCACGGGCGUCAUGGCCGGCGCCAACAUGAGCGGCGAGCUGAAGAGUCCAUCUCGAAGUAUUCCUCUCGGGACACUCGCGGCUCUUCUGUUUACAGCGCUGUCGUAUGCAGCACUGACUGUGCUGACAGCGGCCACUUGCUCAAGGGAACUGCUGCAAAACAACUACGUGUACUUGCUACCUAUCAAUGUGUGGCCGCCUUUCAUUGCUGUUGGAAUGUUAACAGCUACAUUUUCCGCUGGUCUGUCGAAUUUGAUUGGUGCGUCGAGAGUUCUAGAAGCCUUAGCCAAAGACAACAUAUUCGGUUUCUUGCUCCGUCCAAUGGUGUCUCGAUCCGGCAACCCAGUAGUUGCUGUGAUCGCCUCAUGGCUGUUGGUACAGAUCGGCAUCAUGGCGGACUCCUUGAAUACGAUUGCUCAGGUGAACUCGGUGCUCUUCAUGACAAGUUACUGCGCGAUCAAUCUCGCCUGUCUCGGCCUGGACCUCGCGUCGGCUCCGAAUUUUAGGCCGUCGUUCCGGCAGUUCUCGUGGGCGUCGUCGCUGGCGGGGCUGCUGGGCUGCGCGGCGCUCAUCUUCUCCCUGCGGCCCGCCUACGCGUGCGCCGUGGCGCUGGCCUGCUGCUCGCUCGUGCUGGCGCUGCACCUGCUGUCGCCCGCCGCCGCCGACCCCAAGUGGGGCAGCCUCAGCCAGGCGCUCAUCUUCCACCAGGUCCGAAAAUACCUAUUGCUGUUGGACCCUCGUCGGGAACACGUGAAGUUCUGGAGACCUCAGAUGCUGUUACUCAUCGGUUCACCGAGGCAAACCGCGCCACUCAUUGACUUCGUUAAUGAUCAGAAAAAGGGAGGUCUCUUUGUGAUCGGUCACGUUAGAGUUGGCCAACUGGAUGGCAGCGGGGACCCUCUGGCCGACGAACAGAAAUACUGGCUGAAACUGAUUGACCAUCUGAAGGUAAAGGCGUUCGUGGAGCUGUGCCUGUCGGAGGACAUCCGCAGCGGGGCGGCGCACCUCACGCGCCUGUCGGGGCUGGGCGCCAUGAAGCCCGACACCGUGCUGCUGGGCUUCCGGGACUCCGCGCACCCCAACGAUUUCUUCCGAGACCCAGCAUCCCCAUACAAAACUCAGGAUUUCGACCUCGACAAUGGACAGGUGAUGUUCCCCACUCGGACUGCGUUUUCACCCAGAAUGUCCGCUUCAGAGUACGUCAGGAUAGUCUCAGACGUGCUGUGUGUGAAGAAGAACGUGUGUCUGUGUAGACAUUUCCACAAUUUGAACAUGGCCGCGGUUGAAAGACGGUCCGGCUCGCUGAAGUACAUCGACGUGUGGCUGGUGGAGGCGCUGCGGCCGUCGCGCGAGGAGCCGUUCACGGUGCGCGCGCUGUUCGCGCUGCAGCUCGCGGCCGUCGUGCGCUCGGCGCGCGGCUGGCAGCACCUCGCGCUGCGGGUGCACGUCGUCACGGCGCACGAAAACAAUCCCUCGUUUGGGUCCGAAUCGAUGACGGAGCCCGGCCUGCCGGAGAUGUCCCCCGGGCGGCCGGUGCAGGAGCGCCUCGACGAGCUACUCAAGCUGCUGAGGAUCAGCGCUUACACGCACACUGUAACCGAUUGGCCGAAAUUAGAUGACGACGUCCACCGUUAUUUGGACCCGAACUCGAAUGAAAACAGCGUGUAUCAACGCGUACCGAUGAGCUAUUUGCAAAGAGUGAAUAGAAUAAUCAAGAGUCGCUGCGAGGAAGGCACGGCGGUGACGUUCGUGCAGCUGCCACAGCCUCCCAAACUCUCUCCCACUCCGACCGAAGCUGAUGAGGUUAUCUGCGAACAGUAUAUGAAGGUACUGGAUGAAUUUACAAAGGAUCUGUCGCCGACUAUACUCGUCCGUGGAUUGAAAUCAGUCACGUCGACGUCUCUAUAAGCAUCCAAGAUACCGUCCUUACCGAUC